Messenger RNA from Melampsora larici-populina 98AG31, 465 nucleotides. RefSeq lists its product as uncharacterized. The record is from RefSeq and is a predicted model, not a curated record. Bases 1 to 465 code for a protein of 154 amino acids. The transcript is spliced from 2 exons. NCBI's taxonomy places the organism in Eukaryota, Fungi, Basidiomycota, Pucciniomycetes, Pucciniales, Melampsoraceae.
AUGACUUACACCAUGCCGACAUCCACUGGACCAUCGACAUCCAAAAGUCUUGCACCUCCAUCAUCAACCCCAGUUCGCCAGCUACGAAACCGUUCUCCACAGCAACCAUCGCCCGGUUUUGUCUUAACAGGGUCAGACUCACGACGUAGGAUCACAAGAGAGGGCAGUAACCCUGCCUCUCAUCCUACUACGCCUGUCUCUACUUCAAAAGACUCUGCAAAACGAGGCCGGGAGGAGGCCAACAACGACGAGCCUGAUCUGAACGUCACAAAGAAACGAAAAACAGUACCCAAGCCCAAGGGUACCAAAGACAAAGGAGUACCUACUGUGGUCAAUGUUGAUCAGGACUCCUCUGGAGACGAGAACGAGGCUGUCGAAACCCGACCGGGCCACCGAGGCGAUGUCAAGGAGCUUAUGAGGUACUAUGGAGCUCCCAAGCAUUACAAAGACGAGGUAAGUAGUUAA